Pelmatolapia mariae (spotted tilapia) is the source of this 3105-nucleotide messenger RNA. Its product is annotated as NACHT, LRR and PYD domains-containing protein 12-like. The annotation marks the transcript as partial. Gene Ontology annotation, molecular function: protein binding. NCBI's taxonomy places the organism in Eukaryota, Metazoa, Chordata, Actinopteri, Cichliformes, Cichlidae. The record is from RefSeq and is a predicted model, not a curated record. Gene Ontology annotation, biological process: intracellular signal transduction. The transcript has 10 exons.
AGACAGUGUAUCUCCUCAUAUUGGGACCAGUCUGCUUCAUCAGGAGACUCCUCCUGUCCCCAGUGUGGAGAAAGACCCAGAACCAGAGCUGGACUGCAGACAGCCAGUCAGAGCAGCUGUGUACAAACAGAUGUUGGUCUGCAGGAGUUUUUACGUGAACAUAAGAUCAGUCUGAGGAGGAGAUGUGAACGUGUGACUGAAGGAAGUGAUGAAACAGGAAGUAGAACCCUCCUCAACAGGAUCUACACUGAGCUCUACAUCACAGAGGGACAGAGUGAAGAGGUUCAUACCCAACAUGAGGUGAGGCAGCUGGAGACAGCUUCCAAGAUGGACGCCCUCCAUGACGCUCCAAUCAGGUGCCAGGACAUCUUUAAAGCCUUACCUGACCAACAGAGACCCAUCAGAGUGGUUCUGACCAACGGCGUGGCUGGUGGUGGAAAAACCUUCUCAGUGCAGAAGUUCACUCUAGACGGGGCAGAGGGCUUGGAGAACCAACAUGUCAGUGUGGUGGUUCUGCUUUCAUUCAGGGAGCUGAACCUGAUCAGAGAUGAGCAGUACAGUCUUCUGGAGCUGCUCCAUGUUUUCCAUCCAACAUUACAGAAGGUCACAGCAGAGAAGCUGGCUGUCUCUCAGCUUUUGUUCAUCUUUGACGGCCUGGAUGAAAGUAGACUUUCAUUGGAUUUUACCACCAGGAAGCUGCUGUCUGAUGUCACACAGAAGUCAUCAGUCAGCCAACUGCUGACAAACCUCAUCCAGGGGAAUCUGCUUCCCUCAGCUCUCGUCUGGAUAACUUCACGACCUGCAGCAGCCAAUCAGAUCCCUCCUACAUGUGUUGACAGGGUAACAGAAGUACGAGGCUUCACUGAUGCCCAGAAGGAGGAGUACUUCAGGAGGAGAUUCAGUGAUGAAGAGCUGUCCAGCAGAAUCAUCUCCCACAUGAAGACAUCCAGGAGCCUCCAUAUCAUGUGUGGUAUCCCAGUCUUCUGCUGGAUCACUGCUACAGUUCUGGAGCACAUGUUGACUACAGAGCAGAGAGGAGAGCUGCCCAAGACCCUGACUGACAUGUACUCACACUUCCUGCUGGUUCAGACAAAGAGGAAGAAGAACAAGUACCAUGAGGGACAUGAGACGGGUCCACAGGAGCUGACAGAGGCUGACAGGGAAGUUCUUCUGAAGCUGGGGAGGCUGGCGACUGAACAUCUGGAGAAAGGAAACAUCAUGUUCUACCAAGAAGACCUGGAGCAGUGUGGUCUGGAUGUGACAGAGGCCUCGGUGUACUCAGGAGUUUGUACAGAGAUCCUCAAAAGAGAGUGUGUGAUCUUCCAGAAACCAGUCUACUGCUUUGUUCAUCUGAGCAUUCAGGAGUUUCUGGCUGCAGUCUACAUGUUCCACUGUCAAACCAACAGGAAGACAGAGGUGCUGGAGGACUUCCUGGGAUACAAUUGUAGUCAUUCUGACUUUAAUCUUCACUAUUACGAUUAUUCUAAUUUAGUCAUAGAUCGGGGUUGUCACAUUAACCCUUUAGAGCCGAGCGUAGCGCCCGCGGUACAAUUUGCGGUUAAACUAUCUUUGGGUGAAUCCUCUGUGGAUGAGUUUCUAAAGAGAGUCAUGGAGAAAUCCCUCCAGAGUAAAAAUGGCCACAUGGACCUGUUUGUUCGCUUCCUUUAUGGCCUCUGUUUAGAGUCCAACCAGAGACUCUUAGGAGGUCUGCUGGGUCAGACAUGGAACAGUAUAGAAACCAUCCAGAGAGUCAUCAUCAACUUGAAGAAGAUCAACAAUGAUGAAAUCUCUCCUGACAGAAGCAUCAACAUUUUCCACUGUCUGAUGCAGAUGAACGACCUCUCAGUACAUCAGGAGAUUGAAGAGUUCCUGAGGUCAGAGAACAGAUCAAAGUUACUCUGUAUGAUCCACUGCUCAGCUCUGGCCUUAUUGCUGAUGAUGUCAGAGGAGGUUCUGGAUGAGUUGGGCCUGCAGAAGUACAACACAUCAGAGCGGGGACGACUGAGACUGAUUCCAGCUGUGAGGAACUGCAGAAAGGCUCGACUGACUCUGUGUGGACUCUCAGAGACUCACUGUGAAGUUGUGGCCUCAGCUCUGAAGUCCAACCCCUCCCAUCUGACAGAGCUGGACUUGAGUGAGAACAAGCUGCAGGAUUCAGCAGUGAAGCUUCUGUGUGCUGGACUGAAGAGUCCAAACUGUCGACUGGAAACCCUGAGUUUCAGGGAGUGUGGUUUGUCAGAGAUCAGCUGUGAUUAUCUGGCAGCAACGCUGAAGUACAACCCCUCCCAUCUGAGAGAGCUGGACCUGAGCUCCAACAACAAGCUGCAGGAUCCAGGAGUGAAGCAUCUGUGUGGUUUUCUGGCGAGUCCAGGAUGUAAACUUGAAACUCUGAGAUUGGGGGGCUGUGGUUUGUCAAAGAUCAGCUGUGAUUUUCUGGCAGCAACUCUGAAGUCCAACCCCUCCCAUCUGAGAGAGCUGGACCUGAAAAGAAACAACCUGGAGGAUCCAGAUGUGAAGCAGCUGUCUGAGCUUAAGCAGAGUUCAGACUGCACACUGAAGACUCUGAGGGCCUUGGGGUGCGGUCUCUCAGAAAGAGGCUGUGAAGCUCUGUCCUCAGUUCUCAGUUCUCAGUCCUCUAGUCUGAGAGAGCUGGACCUGAGUAUUAACACCCUGCAGGACUCAGGAGGGAAGCUUCUGUCGGCUGCAGUGGAGAGUCCACAGUGUACCUUGGAAAUGCUCAGACUGAGUCACUGUAAGUUCUCAGAGAGAGGCUUUGAAGCUCUGUUCUCAGCCCUCAGCUCCCAGUCCUCUAGUCUGAGAGAGCUGGACCUGAGUAACUCCAACCUGCAGGAUUCAGGAGUAAAGCUUCUGUCUGUUGGAGUGAAGAGUCCACACUCUAAAAUGGAAACUCUCAGAGAGGUGAUUGCUGACUGGGCCCAGGUGGUAAAUGAGGCCAAUGAGCAGCAGCUGUGUCCUGGGGAGAGAGAAGAAGCGAGAGAGAGACAGAGGGGUGGAGCAAGAGAGGAGGAGGUGGAGAAAAACACCACGCCCACACAAGGGCAGUAUCAGGAGGCCCAGCUAGGGCCGUUACACCCCCUCCCAUAA